CGGAAUUUGAACAUCGAAGGAGCGUAAUGGGUAGCUAGUGGAGAAGAGAGUAAAGUAACAUCGGCCUUUGUCCGCUAUUUAGCGUUUGUUUUAAACACCACACCACUUUUCACCAUUUUUCGACGACUUGAGCAAGUUUGGCGAUCGUUUGGCUUGAAUUUUCGUUGAUUGGAUGAAUCGUGAGUAUCGACAAGCUGAUGGAAGAAAAUUUGUCGAAAAUUUAAGCUGCGAAAGAAAAGUCGCAAAAAGGAAGUAAAAGGUUUUUUUUCACUCGUGUGAGCAGAUAGGAAGAAGAAACAGCGGUCACGUAAAGAAAAAGUUUGCCAGUGCGCGAGUGUAUUGGUGUAAACGAUUUCUUCAACUCGGUUUGUUUUUGUGUCCGUGAAGUGCAACCGUUGACUCGGUUGUGUUUGAAACUCCCUACUUGCAUGAAUUGAAUGCAGUCAUCUUGAAUCCCGUAGAUCACGUAUUCGUUCGUUUUCGUCUAAAAGGGAACUGAGCUGAUUGGUGUUGUUUUGUAGAACAACGUGAAAUCUUGGCAGUGAUUUUCGUAUGUAAGUGAGCUUGGAAAAUAUCACUUGGUUUUUCUUUGAAAGAUCAAAGUUCGUUGAUCGGCCUUUUUCCUGCUCCUCAACUCCAUUUGUGUACUACUAUCCUAAAGGAUACGUGCGCAGUAAUAUUGGAGAAAGGAAGAAAGUAUUCCACUGUAGAAACCAGCAACAAACAACGACAAUGGUGGAACGCAUUGUGGAGGAAACAUCUGAUGCAAAUUCAGAUUUACGAAAUGCCGAGGUGGCUCGUUACAGUAGUGAGGAAAUAUCGGGUAACGAAUCGAACGAGGCUCGGCUGAUGACCGAAGCGGAACGCCAGGCUGAUUUCAAUCGCCACAAGGAGGAGAUGAAACGCAAACGACGCAGAAAGAAACGAGCUAGCUCGUCGAUGCAAUCGUCAUGCUUCCAAGAAUUGUACAAAUUGACUGGUGAGGUGCUUGGCGAAGGUGCGUACGCUUCGGUACAAACGUGUAUCAACAUCUACACGGAGCUAGAGUAUGCGGUGAAGAUCAUCGAUAAAAUUCCAGGACACGCGAGAGCACGCGUAUUCCGCGAAGUUGAGACCUUUCAUCAUUGCCAGGGCCACCCAAAUAUCUUGCAGCUAUUGGAAUUUUUCGAGGAUGAAGAAAAAUUUUACCUAGUUUUUGAGAAGAUAAAUGGUGGACCAUUGUUGACUCGCAUUCAGGAGAAUGUAUGUUUCUCCGAGUACGAUGCUGCGCAAAUUAUCAAAGAGAUUGCAUCUGGUCUGGAUUUUUUGCACAAGAAAGGUAUUGCGCACCGUGACCUUAAACCAGAGAAUAUUUUAUGCGUGUAUCCGGAUAAGCUAUGUCCUAUCAAGAUUUGCGAUUUCGAUCUUGGCUCUGGAAUUAAAUUCACUACCAACAUAUCGUCGCCAACUGCCACACCUCAGCUGUUGACACCGGUCGGAAGCGCAGAAUUUAUGGCACCGGAAGUAGUGGAUUUGUUCGUCGGUGAAUCGAACUAUUACGACAAGCGUUGCGAUUUAUGGUCACUGGGCGUGAUUGCUUAUAUUUUACUGUGCGGUUAUCCACCCUUUUCCGGUAACUGUGAACAAGAUUGCGGCUGGAAUCGAGGCGAAAACUGUCGUACCUGUCAAGAGCUGCUGUUUGAGUCGAUUCAGGAAGGUCGAUUUAGCUUCCCAGAAAACGAUUGGGUAGACGUGAGUGAAGAGGCUAAAGACUUGAUACGUGGACUGUUGGUCAAGGAAGCACCAAAACGACUCAGUGCGGCUGCGGUGCUGUGCCAUCCAUGGAUUAAAAUCACCGACGAGGGCGACUGCAUCGAUGGUGUAAAUUCCGAUGUAAUCAAAGAGAAACAACGCCGACGAGUGCUGAAAACACCGGGUAUUAUCCGGCGCAACCAAUCGGCACGAGAACUAUCGCAUUUUGCAGAAUCCGCGAUGGCUGUGAAACGUGUCAUAUUGCAGCAUUUUUCGAUGCGCUACGACUACAUGAACAAGGAACGCCCUAACAUUUACCAACCAUCAGUAGUACAACAACAGCAUGAAGUCGUCGUUCCAUCGAAAAUUGCCAAUUGUGACCUAUCAGCAACUGCAUUAUCAUCUACGAUUGGUUCUCAAGAUGAUAACGUAGUUGAAGUGCAUGAGGAGAAAGGUUUAUUGGACGUGGUGCGCACCGAGCCACAAGACUGUCCAUCUCCGCCUGCACGGUCGGGUAUGGUCGAGGUACAAAUAGUGAAAAGAUACGAUGCGGAUGAAGACACUGGUUCUACAACACCAUCACCAUCCACAUCGCCAUCAUCUGUAUCAUCAUCAUCAUCUACAGAUGAUCGACGCUGCGAAGCAGAUACUGUUUACAUUGCUACAAAAAAAUCGUCCUCGCCAUCUACACUAUCAUCAGAGCCGACGCCAACUCUUAUUGUCACUAAUGCCAGUUUAACUGUUGGAGGGCUUUCUUCAUCAGCACUUCCUUCUGCCCAAACAGUUAACACUAAUACUGGUUGUGAUGACAAAGAAAACAAAUCUACUACCAUAGCACAUCAAAAACCGCUGGAAGUAAUCAAGGAGAAAAGUAGCACUCCUGCGACUAUCAAUUCCAGUUCGAUGACUGUUCCACCGGAAAAAAAUUGGCGAUACCGCGGCGUUGAUGAUACGAACAGAUUCAAGCAUCCUUCGUCCAUUCUAGGUCCAAGCUACAAUAAUUCCGCUAAAGCCCGUUAUUAUCAACAGCAGCAGUAUCGUAAUUUCAGCUCGUAUCAUAACUACUACAACAAUCACAAUUAUCAAAACAAUGGUAAUUAUUAUCGUAGUGGAAUAAAUGGUAGUAAUGGAAUUGGUGGUGGAAAACCGUCAUUCUAUCGCCAGCCGAAGAGCAAUAUCGAUACGGGUAAUAUUGAUAUCCGUUCGCAGCAUCCCCAGCAGCAAUCUUGGAGAAGUCGUCGAAACAACUGCUUCAACGAUGAAGACGAUGAGCUCAACGAUGUAUCAUCCUACCGCCAUACUAAUGGAUAUGUAAAUAACAGUCACACUCGACUACUAUUUGGCACAUCGGAUGCACCAGGAAACAUUCAUGGCACAUACAACAACAAUCCUAAUCACCAUCAGUACAAUCGUGGAGGAGGAAACAACAAUCGGGUUAACGUCGGUGGCAACUAUCGUUUACAGCAGCAACAGAAUCGAAAUACCGAGCUGGUCCCUGUAGUUAGAGCUGGUAAGCUUGACGAUGAUUCUUCCAACGGCGAAGGAGAGGUAGUGAUAGUAGCAGUGGGAGGAGGAGGAGGAGGAGAAGGGCGGAAGCCGACACAAAAUAGAAAUACUUUGAACUGUGAUCCAAUAACAAAUAAUACUACUAAUAAGUAUAAGCAUUAUCAUACAAACUCAAACACAAUUGUUACCGCGUUGAAGCGAGAGACUCAGAACGGUUAUCAAUCGAUGAUCGGUACGAUUGGCCAACUACGCAUUAGCGAUCUAUACGACGAGUAUGGCUGCAAGGGCAACAACAAUACCAACGGUUUGACAGUGGGCCUUUCGCCACCGAACGAGUCUCUGUUGAUGCAGCGUCGUCUCUCGCUUAAAUCACGCAGCAUUUGCAGUCCAUCAGCAACGGUGGAUUUUCCAAAAGAAACACAACAUUAUGAUCAUAAUUUACCACAGCAACGUAAAUAUCAUCACCAACAACAGCAACCACAACGCCAACAAACGCCAAACAAUAUGAUCACGACAAAAAGUGGUUGAAUUGGAAACGUUUGCUGGAAUUAAUCCUUAAAAUCUUCAUCUCACCAUCUAUUUAGUUCAACAAACCUGUAAACUUCUUCAUAACUUUCCUUUUCUAUCCUUCCUCGUAUUUCAAUUGCCAUUUAUUAUUGAAUUCCAGCAAUGAUUCCGGCUCUAUAUUUCUCCAUCAUUUUUGAAAUUGUAAACUUCUCUUUUAUCAAUUUUAGUAUAUCUUUAAACGCAAAGGUAGUAACUCUUUGUAAAUGAUUCACAAAUGAAUAUGGUUUAGAAUUAGCACUUAUUCUCGCUAUACAUAUAUAUAUUUUGAACGAAAGUUUGCAGAAGAACAACAUAAUAAAAGAAUAUAUUCUGGAGCUUUUGGAAACAAAUUCAUAACACAUAUUUUUGCACUCAACUAACAAAAUCUAUUGUUAUGAGAAGCUCAGUCUAGCGUUUGUUGAAUGGCGUGGUGCAACCGGCUCAUUUUUUAAUUUAUUCUAGUAGCUCGUGGACUAACCUGUGGGAUCCGUUUGUUGCCUUUGAAAUACGAAAGAAACGCGCAAGUGCGUUGCGCCUUUUGUUCCAUGAAAAGUGGAGAGAGAGGAUAGAAGACAGGAUUUUUUUCAGUUGAUUAAUAACGACUCAAACUCAAGCAAAAGUAAAUAAAAACAAAUCAUCCCUCAGGCAAAUGCUAGGAAGGAAGAAUAUCCGAAUUUCAAGUCGAAAUGUUUUGUCUCGCAUUAUGAUGUAGAUAAUAAUACGGCUUAGUCACGCUGUAUUCGAAAGUUAUUAAUUUGUUUUUGUAAAGCAGACAAAUACAAAAGAUUGAAGAAUUCAACUAUUACAUGCUUUUAUUUGGGUCAUAUUCAUUCGAUGUACAGUAAUUUUGCAUAAGGCUGUUUGGCAUAAUGAGUAAAUGGCAUAAUUAUAUUGUAGCCAACACUACAUUCAGGAUCUGAAAAUAAUAAGUGGCAUAACGGACAAUGCUCACCCUUAAUCUGAUUAACGACGGAUUGAUUUUUGUAUGUAUUUUAUAUGUAUUCCCAUUAUCGCUAGGAAAAUCAAGGGUUGCUAGGAUUCGAUUGGACCACGUUCGAUCGAAAAAUCAAAACGUCGUUAUUCAGAAUAAGGGUGGCUAUCAUACUAAACUCAAUAUGUAGCCUGAUACUAUGCGUAUCGAUACCGAUACGAUAGCUACGACGGAUUUGACCGACCAUGCGGGCAUUGUAUUAAAUCGAGACAUAUUCCUUACGUUUUAAUAAAACGGGUAAAUGAUUCAUAUAUUGGUUUGUGUAUCAGAAUUCUACAAUUUCAAUGUUAUCAUCUGUCCUUCGCUAAACAAAAUAUAACGCCAAUUUUUUUUUAUUAAGCUAAACAACCGUAUGCCAAAUAACAUGGAUCCCGUUGCAGUCCCUCUAUUCUAUCAUAUUAAAAGUAAAAUGAGUCAUAUUUAUCUGUUUGCUACUGAGUAGAAGGCACUGCUGCACGAGUCGAUCGAAGCAACUUGUAUCCGAUAAAUUGGAAUUCAUUUAUAAGGUUUAAGUUUAGGACCGUGUUAUUGAGAUAAAAAUGAUUCAGAUAAAAUUAUUAUUAGUUGGAAGAAAAUUAGCACCCACGGUUUUCUAUGAAGAUUGAACAGGCUGGAAAAAAUUAAUUUAUUGAAAUAGUUGUCAUUUUUUCAAAUUAGCGAUUUUUGUUUUAACGUUGACCAGCUGUAGAGCUGUUAGCUGCAACUAUACUCUCCUUAUUCGAAUACCAGUCCCAUACAGAAUGCCGAUUUUGAGAAAAAGAAUUAAAUUAAGAUUUGUUGCACGUAAAACUUUUAAUUAAACACCUUUAUCCCACUAUUUCCUCAUGUGGGACAGUUAAGAAUAAAUUAAUCUUCGUUUUGCGGAAUAAAUCCGCAAUUUUCUUCAGUGACGGAAAAAAGGACUUCAUUCGUCAAGCUCCCUAAAAAAUUGCUAAGAUUCUAAUGGAACUGAUAUUCGAGUAUGGGGAAAGUAGCACAGUUACGAUUUUCCUUUGGUAACGGUAUAGUCAUCAAAAACAACAUGUUCUGCAUUCUCAGUAACAAAAACUAGUAAUUUACCGACAUUUAUUACUUCAGAGCUGUAGCUUUGUUGUAUAAUGCAUAUAAUAUUGCGUGCUUUCCCGAGAGUAGUGUCAUCGAUCUAAAAAAAGUCGUCUAUGUCAAAACUGAAAUGAAACUUCUAAAGGGGUGUUAUAACAUGCCUUAAAUAAAAUGAUCACGAGAGAUUGAAUAUUCCAUUCUAUUUGCAGAAAUGAAUGAAAUAGAUCUCACGAUGAGGGUAAACUAUAAGCAUUUUUGAUCUUACCGUUUUUAUCACUACACAAGAACGCAGUCUAUUUUUCUAUCUAAACAAACGAAAAAAAAUCUAAAUAACGCACAUUACAAUCUAGUCAUCUGGGUUACUGUUGUUGCUAAGCGCAUAUUCGAUUUCAAGGAACAAUUGCAUGAAAAUGCCAAAUAACUGCACUCACAAUGUUUAGUGGCAAAUUAUUGACUCCAAUGAGGACGUAAUAUUUUUUACUUUAACAUAGUUUUCUGCUGCAUUUCGAGUGAAUAGUUUCGCGACAAAAGGGCUUAACUGCAACUUAAAGUUUCUCUCUUUUUCGAUAGUAAGCAAACUGCACUGAUCAAAAUUAGCACGAUCGAUUAUAAUGUUAAUAGCAUUUCAAUUUAAUAUGCUCAAUACUCAACCAAAGCGAUUUGUUCCACGAUUGCAAGAUUAGAUUAUGUUUUACUUAGCCCGAAGUACAUGUGUUAAAUCUUUCAUUUUCUAGUGGAAAUAAUUAGUACAGCACAAAUGUAUGUGCAAAACACUUGAUUCGGCCAACCGUGUUUCAAUUGAAAUCUAUAUGGAAAACAAUGAGACAUUUGCAUGAAAUUCAUACAGAAUUUAUAAAUAACGAUAUAUCUUAUCGUUUUGAUGUACAUUUCAGAUAAAUGUAGCAUGAUUUCCACUAAAUAUCAACAUUUUUUACGCUCGUUUGAUGAGUUAAGUGUAUAUUUUCACGAAUUUUAUGUAUUCGACAUGUGAUAGUUAAAAUGCUUUACACAUGAUGCUAGCGUGCAAAUUAUUUUCAGUGUGUGCCAAACGCCUACACUACUAUAAAUUAGCACAAUCGAUUCACAUGUAAAUAGCACUUCAAUUAAAUAUGCUUUUUAUUUUCAAUUCACAAAUCGCUUUUGCUGAUUUGCUUUAGGAUUUCAUUUGCAAAUUUUCUAAGGUGCAAGUUUUCUAGUGAAAAUAGGAACAGCACGUAUGUAUGUGAAAAACACUUGAUUUAGUCAAUUGUGAUUCAAUUAAAAUCUUUAUAGAAAAAAAUGAGAAAUGAAAUUCAUGCAGAGUUUAGCGGCAACGAUAUAUCUAUAUCGUGCAUUGUUAAUGAAUGGUACAUGAUUUCUUACAAAAAUCAUUCGUUUCAUGAGUUAAGUGCAAUUUUAAUGAAUUUCAUGUUAUUUACAUGAGUUAUGAUAAUUGAAAUGCUUUGUACAUGGUGCUAACGUGCAAAUUUUUAUCACUGUAAUUGCUAAUAAGCCAAAAUAAACUUUCGAAUUAUUCUGGGAACUUCAAUAAAUAGUCUAUAUUCACUGCGUAAUAAUCGAAAGAGAAAGUAAACAAAGAGAAGCUUUUUUCGCAGGCCCAUCAAACGUUUUGCGCUCGAAAUUUAGCUUUGUACCUGCAAAUGAGACACGUCAAUACUAAUAUCAAAAUCAUCCGAUAAAAAACAACAAAAAGAAAAUGUUUAUUGGUUUUUCAUUCAUAUUUUUAUCCUAAAUUGGGAAACCCGAUCUUGCUCUGUAGGGAUUAAAUACGUUAUUUUUCAUUAGUACCAAAACUUUUAUUCCAAUCGAUGAAAACGACAUUGCUGUUGCAGGCUCAUCAACCCAAUUCAAGUUCUAUUUUUUAUCGUUAAAUAGCUUGAAACCAACAUUGCAUUAUAUUAGGGUCAUUUUUGCUUGGUGACAAAAUCCAGUGUUCAGUCUAACUAAUGUGAAAUCGUUUGUUUGAAUCAAGAUUGAACAUAGUUUCAACGCAGUUGAACUGCCAUUCGAGUCGGUUUCGAACCUAAUUCUUAUAUCUGGUUCGCUCAAAUCCCCUGCUGCUGAGUACGAACCCAUCUCAUUUUCGUGAAAAUUAUUUGUUUGGAAGGAACUACCUUGGAUCAGUGCCAGAGUUUUCAAGCAAUAACGACAUAAGAGUGAGACCGUUGUAUACAGUCAGUAGCAAGCAAACCUGUGAACGACCCGUUCGGUUUAGUGAAUCAGGUAUUACGAACUUGAUUAAACGUCAGCAAGAUGCAAAGCACUGAGCAUAGCGGCGUUUACAUUAGUGUAUUCCAUUUGUAAAAUGCCCUAUGCAACUACACCUCGUCGGAAGACCGAACGGCUGAACUCGAGGAUUAAUAAACGUUCAUUAAUUCGUCCUAUGAAACUAUGUAGAGUCUCAACCCAUUUUCACAUCUUUUUUUUUUUUUUCUAAAAUAGCGGACACGAUUGUAGAACAUUCUAUCACGCUUGAUUAUAUUCAUUCAGAACAUUUAUUUUUCUGUCGUAUCGAAAUUGCAUACUGACAGCCAUACUGUUUUUUUUUUUAAAUUUUUGAAUUUAAAUGGGAUAAGGCUCUGAAUAGGUAUACUAAAAGAAAUAGUUCACACUAACGCCCAGUGCAGGGUUAUUAUAAGCUAUAGGCUUAUGUUUCCCAUAAGCAAAACAGUUCAUUAAUAUCUUUUUAAUAUGGACACUAGUUGAAUGUUCAGAAUAGCCCUAAAUUCAAGAACUGACUAAAACUUUGUGGUUUAUUUUUUUUUAAUGUGUAGCUUCCACAGAAAAUUAACUAAUUGCAUUAUUACCGUGGUUUGUUUUCAUAUCAUCAGUUUGGUGAACGAUGAAGAUAUAAAUUAAGCAAUAUCUAUUAUUAAUCGAUCUUCUAGUAUCAUAUGCAUUAGUAAACUUUUGAAAAUAAAACCAAUUCUUGUUUAGAAAUGAAAAGAAAAACAGUAAAACAAAGGAAACAGAUAAGACUGGUCUCAAAAUUCCUUUUUAUUCUUCCCCAAUCAUAUGCGAAAAAGAAAUAUUGGAAAAGUACCACAAUUGGCCGACUCGUGCCAAAUGUGUAUCUAACAAUCUAUCAAUUGCUCUCGAAGACAACAAAAAAAUGGUAUCAAACUACUUGGUAAGCUGCGCAUGUAUGGUGUCCGGUGGCCAUGUGCGAACAUAGUUAUUUCGCGUCAACUCUUUGUUUCUCACAUUCUUACUAGCUGGUAUGAUGAUACACAACGAACUGGUAAAAUUGUAUGAUCUUCAACAUAAAAACGGUACUCUCCAAGUUUUAUGUACAAUAACAGUAACAAUUAAAAUUCGCAGAUUUUAGUGAAAGAAAGAAAAAAAAGUGAACUACUUAUUUCCAUGUUAUAUUUUUAUACAAAACUCAGAAAAAAAAAACGAAAAAAGUAAAAUACACAGAAAAAAGUAACAAAUAAUCUAAAAAAUAUAAAAAAUACAAAAAAGUAAAAAAUGAAGUAAAAAGAGAACUAAAAUAUAUUACUACAUUAAUAAGGGAGCCCAAUUUAAUCGAAAUAAGAAAAAGCUAAUAUAUGAUCGAGCUGAACUUAUUACAAACACAAACAAAAAAGAGGAUACAUUUUUGAAUUGUUGCCAUAUAUUUUUUAUUGUGUUAAUAUUAUGUGAGAGAUAGAGACAGAAAGGGUGACAAGAUCCACCAUGGAAAAAUAAGGCCAUUCUCUGUGGUAUAUUCCUAGACAACAAAAAUAAUUUUUCCAUUUGUGGAAUACAAAAGUUCUUAUAACACUGCUUACAAAAUAUUUUGAAAAGUUCAGCAUUGGAAAUUCGUUACCUGGUUCUACGCAGUGCAACUCUCAAACCACAAAAACUCGGUAAACAUCCUUAAAUAACAUUAUUUCGUGAGAGAGAGCUCGAGUGAUAAAUCAUGAGCUUGUGGAACAUUGUCCAUUGCAGCAGUACAUAAUACCAUUGCUAAAUUCAUGACCUGUAAGAACAUGCUGUGAACAUCUUUUUUUUUAAGAAAUCGGAGUUUGAGAAAAACAUUUUAUUUUAAUGAAACGAAGACAGCGUUCUGCAGGAUUGGUGUAAAAUAAUGGAUAUGCUCUGUUCUCGCCCAUUUGGUAUAACACUUAUUUAUACGAAAUCAUUCAUGAUAAGACAUGUCAUUUUCCACGAAGUCAUUUGUUAAGAUGAUCAUUUGGCACAAUUGCUAUUCGACCCAACGACACAAACGUGCGACCUAAGUAGAUGCUGUCAUAUACGACUCGUAGGUUCCGUCAGUAAAUUUGAUCGUACUUGUAAUUUCUUAUAUGUAAAGCAGUCGUACCAUCUAUAUCCAUCUCUACUUCUCUUUUCAUCCCAAUUACUUGAACCUUUUCGUCAAAAUGGGAUACGUUUGCACUACAAGAGUGCUUCUUGAAUAUCGAUUAAAAUGUGAUCCGUCAAUUGUGAGAAAUUUAAAAAAAUACAAUUUAGUACAUUGAGAUUUGAUGAACAUUGGACCUAUUCGAUUGAACGUUGACAUUUUGAAGACCAAAAAUUUAACGAUCUUUAAACAUUUUUGUUGGCUUUUUCAUUAGAAUGCAUCACUUAUCCUGACAAAGCUAAUGUGAUAUGCCUUUAUUAGAAAUAACGAUGGAUCGCAUUAUGUCUGAUGAAUAUCUUUGGAAAAGUUGCGUUAUUUAUGGAUGUUUAUCUGUAGCGAAGGCGGAACACCUAUUCGUUGGAAAUGAACGUUUUGAAAUAAAUUUGGUAUAUUGUUUUCAAAUCACUCAAAA
Messenger RNA from Malaya genurostris, 10572 nucleotides. RefSeq names its product probable serine/threonine-protein kinase pXi (gene Lk6). Gene Ontology annotation, molecular function: calcium-dependent protein serine/threonine kinase activity; calmodulin binding; calcium/calmodulin-dependent protein kinase activity. Lineage: Eukaryota; Metazoa; Arthropoda; Insecta; Diptera; Culicidae. Bases 733 to 3765 code for a protein of 1010 amino acids. The record is from RefSeq and is a predicted model, not a curated record. Gene Ontology annotation, cellular component: cytoplasm; nucleus. Gene Ontology annotation, biological process: intracellular signal transduction; peptidyl-serine phosphorylation; protein autophosphorylation. The transcript is spliced from 6 exons.